This is a messenger RNA of Indicator indicator, 2544 nucleotides long. It is a transcript of the gene SYCP2L, whose product is annotated as synaptonemal complex protein 2 like. The record is from RefSeq and is a predicted model, not a curated record. Lineage: Eukaryota; Metazoa; Chordata; Aves; Piciformes; Indicatoridae. The transcript is spliced from 32 exons. The coding region runs from base 1 to 2544 and encodes 847 amino acids.
AUGUUACUUCUCGAAGAGUUCUUUGACUCUGCAUUGGUCAUUUCCAGGUGCAGUAAUGAAGGCAAGAAAGAGCUGGUGGAUUUGUUUUUACCAGCACUAGGGCACAUGGUGACAGAAGCAAAUAUUUGUUGUUCACUGCAUCAGGAGGCUUUGAGGACCCUCAACUCUAUACUAGACAGUGUCCCACGGGAGGAAAGAAGGAAAUUCCCUCUGUCAGAAGAGAUGUGCUCGCUCACGAAAGACCUUGCAAAAACUUUACUGGAGGCUGGUGAUUAUGACCUCCAAGUUGCCAUUUCAGAAGCACUUUGUAGGUUAAUGACAAAAAAAUGGAGGGAUGACCUUGUUCACCACUGGUUUGAAGAUAGCUAUCUUGCUGAAGCUUUCAAAGAGAUCAAGGAUAGAGAAUUUGAGACGGACUGCAGAAAAUUUCUUAACCAGCUAAAUGAAAGGCUUGGAAGUGAAAGAAGAGUCUACUCAUUUCCUUGCUUAUCUGCUUUUGCUGACACUAUUGAGGUGAAGAAGCCAUCAGAUGAGAAGCUGGAGAAGUUCUGGAUUGACUUCAAUGCUGACAGCCAGAGUGUGACUUUCUAUGUGGACAGUAAUGAGGGAGCUCUCUGGGACUCUGUGAGGCUGUCAAAAGAAGCAAUCAGCAGUUACAGCCUGCAGGAGAGUGAUGGAAAAAAGAUUGUUAAAAUCUACAUGAAGAUUCCUGCCAUCCUCAAUAAAAUAAAAGCAACAAAAAUCCAAAUAUCUUUCAGUGCGGAGUUUGAAAUCUUAAGUAUACUUAGAAAAGUCCUGGGAGAUGAAAAAAUGAUGAUAAAUGUGGCUGAAGAGGAGUCUGUCCAUGCUGGGAAGCAAGCCAGGCAGACUGAAACAGUGAUACCUGAGUACACUAAUUCACAGGCCAGGAAAGAUUCUUCAGCCUCUGAAAGCAUGGGCCCUGUAUCAGACAAUUUAGCCUCUCAGCAUGACCAGCAGAAAAUGGUUAACUCUGGUGUCACCAUAUUUACACAGAGCCUGCAAACUGAUACGGAAGAUGCUGGCCAAACCAAAAAGUCCAGAACUCCAUCUCCAAGGACAAAAGCUAAGCCUAGUGAGAAGCUCUUAGAAGAAGAACCUAUGGAGGAAUCGCCACCAAAGAUUCUUCCACUCUCUCCUUUUCAGAAGGAUGUUACCCGGGGAAAAAGAAACAGGAAACAGAGUGUGGCCAAGCAGAGGGCUGAAGGCAGGAAGGAAGUCUAUGACUUUGAAAACUCAGACUCUGCAAGUCAUGAAAAGGUUACUAAAGCCAAAGGAAAGAUUUUUGGUCAGAAAAUCUCUUCACAAAAUCAGAGGACUUCUGAAUCAAGAAACAAGAAUGAGGAACCAAAGAAUCUCAAGAGAAGGCCGUCCAAUUACAGGAAACAUCUCUUCUCUGAAAGUGACAAUGAAGAUGCAAGUCCUAGUCAGAGUGAGAAAAGCUGGAUCCUUGACUCCCAGAAGCACUCACUGCCAAAGUCUCUUGACUAUUCCCGAAAAAGACCGAGGGUGAGAAGUAAAUUAAAAGUGCUUCCAGUGUCUUCCGCAAGUAGCGGCAGUGACUACCAGAAAAAGAAGCAGGAACCAUCAAGGCGAAGAGCACAAAAGGAGAUGCUAAGGAAAAAAAGCACAUCCCGUUCCAAGGCAGACAAUUUACCUACAGUGAUUCUUUCUGAUGAAAUGGUCCCAGAGCUUGAAGAGGAUACACUACCAGUACAUGUGUCUGCCAAGGGCUAUUCCAGUGGUGAGGAGAAGGCCACACAGGAGUUCCAUGAAGCAGCUGGCCAACCAUCAGGAGAAAAAGGAAUUUUUACCUGGAAUGACUCAGAUAUAUUAAGCAGUACUGCUAUUAAAAAGCCUAAAUUUUCCAGUUGGGAAAAAACCACUUUGUUCUCUGACACUUCCAAUAAACAAAGGAAACAUUUUGAUUCAGAAGAGAAGAUCCAAACAGGCCAGGAAAUGGAUGAUAGUGUGGAUGAUGCAUUUUUUCCCAAGGCACUGCAUGAAGACUUCAGUGGUUCAGGAGUGAUUGCUGCAUUUGAAAACUUCACCAGCCAGCUAAAGAAAUUGUUCUGGCACCGGAACAAAAAGAUGGAGGCCAGCGCACAGAACACUCUGAGGACUUCAGAGAGGAAUCUGUCCACCCUGCUGAACCAGAUACAUGAGUGCAGGCUGAGUAAGCUGGAGACUUUCCAGAAGAUUGUUAUUGAAGAGCUUGAUGGUCUUGAGAAGGAAACUCAAAUCUUGGCAAAUAUGGAGAAGGACGCAGUGGACUUCUGGAACACGCAGUUACUCAAACUGAACUCUUUCUGCAACAUGCAAAAGCAAAGAAUUCAGUCUGUUGACUCAGCCCUGGGUGAAACAGCCAGGACUUCUACUGCCAGUAUCCAGAAUACAAUGGGGAUGAUGCUGUACCAAGUGGUUGUUUACCUGCCUGUCCUAUAUCGAUACAAUAGUUCAUCCAAGAUCUUGAGUGCUGCUGUUACUCAGUAUCAAGACUUCCUAAAGGCUGCAUACCAACAGUGA